AUCUCACCAAUGCAACUACCCGGCUAAACGGAAACAAGCCGAAGCCCACCAUACUACUUUUAUCAGACGCAAAAGUGAAAAGAUAAACAUUUUGGGCAUCGUUGGACCAGCUUAAAAAUCACGUCUAGAGUUUUGUGCUGAAAGUGCGACACAGUUUUUUUUAGGAGAAUGUGGCAAAUCUCAGGUUAGAAGGAGAGGUAAAAAAAAAAAAAGCCGGAUUGAAGCUUAUCAAAAACCAAACAAGUAUAUUUUCAUGGCGAGAUCUACAUGAAAUCCUCUCCGAUAAAACAGGACCUGAGGACGUGCAGCAGCUGCGGUAGAGAGGAGACAUUUUAAGACCAUAUUACCUGCCUGAUACAACCCGAGAAAGGAUGUUGUCUCGGCUGAGGGAGAUGAUAUGGGCCGACUGGAUUUGGUUUCCUGAAGGUCACGGUUGGGCUGACCUCACAGACCACGAUGGCAAAGUUUACCCUAAAACACAGGACCUCUGGGCAACUAUACCCAUCGCUCUGUGCUUCCUGGUCAUCAGACAGAUAUUUGAAAGGACUGUAGCGACUCCUGUCGCCUCCCUUUUGGGAGUGACUGACAAGAAGCGUGUUCGUGCCUCUCCAAAUCCCUUCCUGGAGUCCUAUUUCUGUAGCACAUCAAAGAAUCCCGCACAGAGCUCAAUAGAGGUUUUAAGUAAACAGUCGGGCUGCUCAGAGCGACAGGUCCAGAGGUGGUUCAGGAGGCGGAGAAACCAGGACCGACCCUGCAAGCUCAAAAAGUUUCGGGAAGCAAGUUGGAGAUUUACCUUUUACCUUCUUGCUUUCUUUGCUGGCCUGGCGGCCCUUAUUGAUAAACCAUGGCUGUAUGAUAUGAAGCAGGUGUGGGAAGACUUCCCGAAAAUGCCACUGUUGCCUUCAGAGUACUGGUACUACAUGAUCGAACUAGGCUUCUACCUCUCGCUGAUUUUCAGUAUAGCAUCGGAUGUCAAACGCAAGGAUUUCAAGGAGCAGAUCAUUCACCAUGUCGCCACAAUCUCCCUCAUCAGUUUCUCCUGGCUGGUCAACUACAUCCGGGCAGGGACUUUGAUCAUGUUAGUGCAUGACUCCUCCGACUAUUUUAUGGAGGCUGCCAAAAUGUUCAACUACGCAGGUUGGAGGAACACCUGCAACAUCAUGUUCACCACGUUUGCUGCAGUUUUCAUCUUCACCCGCCUUGUAAUCCUCCCCUUCUGGAUCAUACACACGACGUGUGUGUACCCACUGUCCCUUUACCGCCCCUUCCUCGGAUACUACUUCUUCAACGGGCUAAUGUUUGUGCUGCAAGCUCUGCACAUCUUCUGGGCCAUUCUCAUCUUGCGCAUGGUCGUCAAAUUCCUGCCCGGCAAUCACAUUGUUGAGGAUGAACGCAGCGAUAAAGACGAGUCUGAGUCGGAAGAUGAAGCCGGCGGUCACGAAAAGUUUCAGAACGGCCACGUGCAGAACGGCCACACCCCCCUCAACAACAACCACAGUAAGAGAGACUGAUGGGACUGUGAGUGAUUAGAGGAGGCCGUGUGAGGCGGGGCGAUGGGCCCUGAUUGGAAAGCCAAAGAACGGGAGCAUGGCGUGUUCAAAUGGGUAAAAGGCGGCAGCACACACACACAUACACACUUUACCCUCCUUUCUGGAUACCUGGUAGUCCAAAGUGGACAAUUUUACUUCUCUGUGGAUUACAAUAAAUUAAACGGGGAGAGCGGUGGAGAAGCACACUGAUCUGCUUAGCACCUGUAGCAGAGUGAUUCUCGUCCCUCGGAGCCCAUCCUCCCUCUAGUGUCUUUUGCUUCUUACUAAGAUUUUGUGCUGUUGACCCCGUUGCCACAUACCAAAUCUACCUGCUUGUAGUUUUGUUUUCUUCCUGGAAGUGAUUUGAAGAUAUGCUGUGGUUAGGAGGAGGUUGCCUUCCUGCAAAGUCUGUUAAAAUUCUUCCAAGUAUUGCUACCCCUUAAUCCUGACUGAUUUCUUUGCUCUAAAUAACCACACUGAAUUCAGUGAAAUGGUGAGGAGCGCUAAAGGUGAAUGAUGUCUUUCUAUGGACCAUAACCUGAUUUAAGUCUUUUUACUGAGGUAUCUGUUGAUAAUGAAUGUGUGCAAGUUGCAGCUGCCAGUUUGGCACUUUGGUUUUUCUAAAAUAUGUAUUUGCUCCAAUAAUUUAGAACUAAAUAAUUGGAGCUAUAUAAUGUUUUUUAACAGUCUGAAAAAAGUGCGAGACGGUGCUACAUCUGCCACGUGGUGAAAUGUGCCUUGUUUGGAUGUUUGUCUUAAAUGCUUCGCCUUUUUUGGGAAGCAGAACGCACAUAGAUCGUUUUAAAUGUUUGGUUUUGUUAAUGCUUAAUAUCUUUUCAAGUUAUAUGAUUUUAUUUUGCUUUGUUUUAUUUGUUUUCAGUCCAGUCAACAGUUUAAAUUGGGGAGCAAUUUGUCUGAGUGUAACCCAAACCAAUCAGUAACUGUUUAUGAAUUCUUUAUGGGCUGAAGAGUCGAUAGCAUUUCCAUUCAGUGUUGUUUUUCUCAUCCAUCCAAAGAUGCACUUUAUGGCUCCCUCUAGUAGAUCAGCCUUGACUAGAUGUCUUGUAAACAAGCAUAAGGGUAGUAUUUCAAUUCAAACCUGAUUUCAUUUUAGUGUAUGAUUUUUAAAAUUUUGUUUCAUAUUUAUUCUCACCCACCUAAAAUCUUCCUCUUUAUCAGUUGUUUUGUAAAAAAAAGAGAGAAAAAGAAUAACUUGAAUGAAAUCUUAAGUAAAGAGGUAAAAAUGAAACACCAAAGUAUGGUUUACAUUUUGUACUAUCUUGUCAUUUGCAAGUGCCUUCAUCAUUUCAAGUGUUAAUUGUAAGUUGUUAUCCCGUCUUAUUUGUCUUUAUUCCUGCUGUCUUUGUGCCCCAUCACACCCAACACUCCGAACUGUACCGCCGCUCUGGGCCUCUAACUAACCUGCCUCAGCUCAGCAAUCAGCUGCAGCUCGCUCUGAAGAGCUCUGCUUCCACAGGAAAGCUUUUGAUUCUGCGUUGUGCUGCUGAGAUGUAAGAUCAUAUUGACUAUGAUGAUAAAGAUAAUUGUGGAUAA
Messenger RNA from Eleginops maclovinus (Patagonian blennie), 3083 nucleotides. RefSeq names its product ceramide synthase 2a (gene cers2a). The record is from RefSeq and is a predicted model, not a curated record. Gene Ontology annotation, biological process: ceramide biosynthetic process. The transcript has 11 exons. The coding region runs from base 372 to 1511 and encodes 379 amino acids. Gene Ontology annotation, cellular component: membrane. Gene Ontology annotation, molecular function: DNA binding; sphingosine N-acyltransferase activity. Lineage: Eukaryota; Metazoa; Chordata; Actinopteri; Perciformes; Eleginopidae.